CAAGAGAGGCUUUAGAUGGCCGAUCAACAGCUAGGAGUGCUAAAGGCACUUGAUGUUGCAAAGACGCAACUUUACCAUUUCACGGCGAUUGUCAUCGCCGGUAUGGGUUUCUUUACGGACGCCUACGAUCUCUUUUGUGUUUCCUUGGUCACCAAGCUUCUUGGCCGCCUCUACUACUUCAAUCCAGCGUCAGAAAAGCCUGGCUCACUUCCCCCUCAUGUUGCGGCUGCAGUCAACGGUGUGGCCCUUUGUGGAACCCUUGCUGGUCAGCUCUUCUUCGGAUGGCUCGGUGAACAACUUGGACGGAAAAAAGUGUACGGUAUCACUUUGAUCAUGAUGAUUGUUGCUCAGUUGCUUCCGGACUACCCUCUAUCUGCCACCAUCAUGUCUGAAUACGCUAACAAGAAGACUCGUGGGGCUUUCAUCGCGGCAGUGUUCGCUAUGCAAGGUGUAGGUAUCUUGGCGGGAGGUUUUGUGGCACUCGCAGUGUCUUCUAUAUUCGACAAAAAGUUCCCAUCGCCGACGUAUGCCCAAGACAGGAUUCUCUCAACGCCUCCUCAAGCUGAUUACAUUUGGCGAAUCAUUGUCAUGUUUGGCGCUUUACCCGCGGCUUUGACCUACUACUGGCGUAUGAAGAUGCCUGAAACUGCCCGCUACACUGCUUUAGUUGCCAAGAACAUUAAGAAAGCCACACAAGACAUGUCCAAGGUCUUACAAGUGGAUCUUGAGGUUGAAGAAAGGGCGGAGGACCCCAAACUAAACUAUGGCUUGUUCUCCAAGGAAUUCCUUAGACGCCAUGGGCUUCAUCUCCUUGGGACUACCUCCACUUGGUUUUUGCUUGACAUCGCCUUCUACAGCCAAAACUUGUUCCAAAAGGAUAUUUUCUCGGCCAUUGGAUGGAUCCCAAAGGCAGCCACUAUGAACGCCAUCCAUGAGGUUUUCAAGAUUGCUAAGGCUCAGACUCUCAUUGCCCUUUGCAGUACAGUCCCAGGUUACUGGUUCACGGUUGCUUUUAUUGAUAUCAUUGGAAGGUUUGCGAUCCAACUAAUGGGAUUCUUUUUCAUGACGGUCUUUAUGUUCGCCAUUGCCUUCCCAUACAACCACUGGAUUUUACCAGAUAAUCGUAUCGGAUUCGUGGUUAUGUACUCACUCACAUUUUUCUUCGCCAACUUUGGACCCAAUGCAACCACUUUCAUUGUCCCAGCUGAAAUCUUUCCGGCCAGGCUUAGAUCUACGUGCCAUGGAAUAUCAGCCGCGACAGGUAAGGCUGGAGCUAUCGUUGGAGCCUUCGGGUUCUUAUAUGCUGCUCAACCACAGGAUAAGACCAAGACAGACGCAGGAUACCCACCGGGCAUCGGAGUCAAGAACUCACUGAUCAUGCUUGGUGUCAUUAACUUUGUUGGUAUGCUCUUCACCUUCCUCGUCCCUGAGCCCAAAGGCAAGUCCCUUGAAGAACUCUCCGGCGAGGCUGAGGUUGAUAAAUGAUUAUGCCGUGAUAUAUUUGUCAUUGGUUUUGUGCAUUCUUACCUUUUACGUUUUUUUUUUGCGAUGAGUGAAUUAUAUUUGCAAUGGUGUACUACUUCUACUUUUGCUUUUUGUUUUAAUGUGUGUGCAACCUGUUAAGAAGUAAACUCAUGUUAUGUUCAUAACUGUGAAAUUCUAGCCGCUUAACACGGCCCAUGAAUA
Arabidopsis lyrata subsp. lyrata is the source of this 1686-nucleotide messenger RNA. RefSeq names its product probable inorganic phosphate transporter 1-3. The coding region runs from base 16 to 1485 and encodes 489 amino acids. NCBI's taxonomy places the organism in Eukaryota, Viridiplantae, Streptophyta, Magnoliopsida, Brassicales, Brassicaceae. Gene Ontology annotation, molecular function: transmembrane transporter activity. The record is from RefSeq and is a predicted model, not a curated record. The transcript is spliced from 2 exons. Gene Ontology annotation, biological process: transmembrane transport. Gene Ontology annotation, cellular component: membrane.